AUGUUUAAACUUAUUUUGCUUAUGGCCAUGGGCUUGGGCGCAAUGUACAUGAUGCACUUACUUGCACAGGACUACAAUAAAAUUCGCCAACCUGUUGCUGCAGCUGCCCGCGUACUCGCAAGUGCUAGCAACACGGUUGCACGAUCGAAGCGAGACAACAACGAGGCAGUCACCAAAGUUCACAAGUUUUUUAAUAUACCAGAGCAAUCAAUAAGCCUAAAUAUUGCCAACACAACUACACUCAGCAUUGACUGGAAACGUAUUUUAUCACGAGAUCCUUUCGAAUGUUUGCAAUCACUGAUAUGCCAGCUCAUGUCGGGUGCAGAGAGUCAUUCGCGUGAGGCUAAACUGCUAACGGAAUUCCUCGAAACGACGGUGGCAUUAGCGCCAACAAAAAUUGAACGCGCAUUCAACCGAGGUCUGGCUCUGCGAGGUGCUACCGAUCGCUGUUACAAUGAGUACCCAUUUUGUGUUUAUUCGGCAAAAACGAUGAUCAGAGUGCUAACGUGGUUUGUCGAGUCACCGAUUGAGGAAGAAUCUUAAUUGUCCAAUCGUAAAAUUGCAGGUGGCAUUGCUCGAAAAGUCAUUUUACAUGUGCAUGUGCAUAACGCGCGUUUGUUGAAAGAGAGCCAUACCCAAAAAAAAGUAUAUUUAUAAGUAUAAGUACAUACGUAUGUAUCGAGAAACCGGCUUUAAAGCUUUGAAUUAACUAUUUAUAUUUAGAUUUACUACAAAUAUUAUCUGCACAUAUUUUCUUCUAAUGAGGUACUGAUGCCGUAUGAAUUUUUGCUCAGCAUAAAAGAAGAGCAGAGGUAAUUUCUCGGAUGGAUUAUCCAUAAGACAGUGUAGGCAACUGCCUAGACACCUCGCGAAAGUGUUGCAUCGAUUGAAAACUUAAUUUGAAGAUUUGUAUCCUCAACGCCAAUAUAUUGCUUUCUACGAUGCGAUUUUUCAUUGCGUUGCCUAGGGGCCUCGACAUGAAUAAUCCGA
Molecule: messenger RNA, 990 nt
Organism: Anastrepha ludens (Mexican fruit fly)
Lineage: Eukaryota; Metazoa; Arthropoda; Insecta; Diptera; Tephritidae
Exons: 2
Coding region: 1-543 (180 amino acids)
Source: RefSeq, a predicted model, not a curated record